AUGUCUUUCUUGGACUGCUCCUGCAUCUCCCACACUCAAGUCCAGCCCAUGGACCUAGAGGAGUGCUAUGAGGACACCAGUCAGCAUCUGUUGGGAUCCAGGAGCACCCCUCAACACCCAACAGUGAGAUGUGAUGAUAACAUCGCAGCACUAUCAGCAGAGCCAUCUCAUUACCAGUUCCUCAUUGAACUGGGCUGGGGCUUUAACCACCUGAGCCAGGUACACAUGGCGCGGCAUACUCCAACUGGGCAGCUGGUGGCAAUAAAACAAACAAACCUGGACGAAUGCUCAGAGGAGGAGCUGCUACAACUCCUGAAUGAAGUUUUCCUGUCCAGACGGGUCCGUCACCCUAACCUGCUGACCUUCCGACUUGUCUUUAGCUCUUGCUGCCAGCUGUGGGUCCUCACGCCACUCAUGGCAUACGGUUCUGCGCACUUCCUAAUGAGAACAUAUUUUCCCGAUGGAAUGAGUGAGUCCCUAAUAGCGUACCUGCUAUAUGGUGUGUUGCAAGCGUUGGAGUACCUUCACCGCAUGGGCUACGUUCACAGGGGUGUGAAGGCCAGUCACAUCCUGCUGUCAGAAGAGGGGCACGUCUAUCUGUCGGGGCUCCACUGUGUUUACAGCAUGAUGCGUGAAGGGAAGAGAAUGAGGGCGGUGUUCGACAUGCCCAACCAUAGUCCAGCCUUGUUGCCUUGGCUCAGUCCUGAACUACUGCAACAGGAUCUCCGUGGUUAUGGAGAAAAGUCUGAUAUCUACAGUUUGGGCAUUGUUGCCUGUGAGUUGGUGAGUGGCAAGGUGCCUUUCCAGGACAUGGCACCCACUCAGACACUGCUGCUGAAACUACGCGGUUUGCACCGCUGCCUACCAGACACCGCACUCUUCCCGCUCGGUGAACUGGGGGGGCUGAAGGUGUCCCGCUCCGGGGUGGACUCCGGGAUGGGGGAAAGCGCGGCCACUGGAAGCGCCACUCACAGCACUGCCGCCCCUCUGACCGCCGCGGAAGGACCUCAGAGUCCUGGACCGAAGAACCACUCGGCCACUUUGCACAAUUUGGUGCAACUGUGUCUGCAGCAGCAGCCUGAGCACAGACCGUCAGCCUCCAUCCUCCUGACGCACGCCUUCUUCAAACAGGUGAAGAGGCACACCAGAGACUCCUUUCUCAGCCUUGUUUACCCAGCGGUGCCAAUCACCAGCCCAGAAGUGCCGCUAUUAUCCUGCCCCCCCUCCCCUUCCUGCCAUGCUCAAACAACAACCACUGGGGUUUCUGCGGAGGCGUCAUGGGAUUUCUCUUAA
This is a messenger RNA of Nerophis lumbriciformis (worm pipefish), 1293 nucleotides long. Lineage: Eukaryota; Metazoa; Chordata; Actinopteri; Syngnathiformes; Syngnathidae. The record is from RefSeq and is a predicted model, not a curated record.